Peromyscus maniculatus bairdii (prairie deer mouse) is the source of this 6121-nucleotide messenger RNA. It is a transcript of the gene Fbxo31, whose product is annotated as F-box protein 31. Gene Ontology annotation, cellular component: SCF ubiquitin ligase complex. The record is from RefSeq and is a predicted model, not a curated record. Gene Ontology annotation, biological process: SCF-dependent proteasomal ubiquitin-dependent protein catabolic process. Gene Ontology annotation, molecular function: protein binding. Lineage: Eukaryota; Metazoa; Chordata; Mammalia; Rodentia; Cricetidae.
CUGGGGGAGACGCUGACCCCGGGCCUUUUCUCCUUCCCUCCUUUGCUCGUUGCAGCUGUGGUCUGUGGUUUGCCGUGGUGGGCCAUGCUGGGUGGUAGCCUAAGCUCUGUACGCGUGGGCUGCGUUUCCACAGUAGCUUCUAGGGCCCUGGGCAGCACCGGUCACAGUGGUUUGGGGCAGGCAUAUCUUACCUAUAUUUUUUAGGGCAGUGACAGAAAAAUUCAGGUAGAGCAGAAGGCAGUGUAGAGGCCGUUAAAGCUCCUCCAUUCCAAAAUAACAUGUAACUGGGCUCAGUGCCACAUGCCUGUGAGCCUAGCACUCAUGAAGCUGAGGCAGGAGGAUGGCGGUGAGUUCUCGGACAGCUUGAGCUAUAGAGUAGGACAACUUUCAGAAAACAAAAUAAAGAAAAGCAAGCAAAAAAAAAAAAAAACCCAAUGAAAUGUAAACCACCCUCUAAGUUUGUCAGUUAAUCGUGUGAACUCACAGAAAAAUCACCCUUCCCCAGCCCCCCAGCCCCCGUCAGACGCAGGAAACCACUGCUGCUGCUUUAGAACUGGAUUCUUGGGCCAACAAAACGGCCCAGUGGGUAGACGUGCUUGCCUUGUAAGCCCAAUUACCCGAGUUCAGUUUCAGGAGCUCACGAAAGGGUGGGAGGGGCCGACUCCAUCAAAUUGUCUCAACUCCACGUUCCGACAGUGGUGUGUGGACACAGACAGACAGACAAAAUUCUAAUGAAGUUUUCAAAAAGUCACCUGACUUCCUGCUCUGACUGAGUCCUGGAAGUUUUCCUCGACACAGGGAGAGUGAAUUUCAGGUGUCAAGAAGGAAAUCAGAGUGGCCGCAGAGAUGGCUCAGAGGUUAAGAGCACUGACUGCUCUUCCAGAGGUCCUGAGUUCAAUUCCCAGCAACCACAUGGUGGUUCACAACCAUCUAUAAUGAGAUCUGGCGCCCUCUUCUGGCCUGCAGAGAUGCGUGCAGACAGAGCACCCAAUACAUAGGAAAGAGAUCAGAGCUGGGAGUGGUGGCCCAGCCUGCCACCCCAGCUCCUGGUAGAGGAUUAGGAGGCCGGUGGAGGAGGCAGGAGGAUUAGUUUAACUAUAUUGUACUAUAUAGUUUGACUAUAUAGUAAGUGUGAGGCCAGUCAUAUCUCCAACAAAACCCCAAACAAAAGUUAUGAAUGGCCAUUUCCCCUCUAAUAAAAGCGGUAGAAUGAAUAGACAAGCUUGUGCUGUUUCCCAGCGUGCUGUCAAGGGCCGGGCACAUAGCUACACUGGACACCAGUUCCUGACUCCCUGUGGGAGCUCUGUGAGACGCUUGCCUUUGUCUGGUGUGCUCCUGAGUGGCGUGUGGGCACUCUGAAUAGCCACUAACAAACACCUUUGCUGUAUUGGCUGGCACAGAGGUAGACUAACUGUCAAGGUCAUGACCAGGGGUAUGGGAAGCCCUGGGCAGGGGAGGGCACGGGACCUGGCCAAGACUGAGCUUGGGAGGGCUGGCAGUUUGCAGAGUAGAGACAGUGUUUCCAGAACACUGUGUCCUGAGCCAGCCAGCCCUCCCUGCUGAGCGGAGAGCUCUGGAGAGCGAGACUGGCAGGUCCUGCCAGCCCCACAGGGAGGAGGUGGCUCUGGGAAGCCAUGGGAACAACUGACCCCGUGCAGGGCCAAGGAUCUUCUGCACCCCCGGUCCUGCUGCAGCCAUGGAAUUCUUCUGGAACAGCAUGGAAGCCCAGCCCUCCCAGGAGAUCUGGAGAGCAUAGGGCCUUCUCCUUCAUUCCUGGGAGUGCUUCACCGAUACAGACACAUUUUGGGGCUGUGGCAGCCAGACAUCGGGCCGUAUGGAGGACUGCUGAACGUGGUGGUGGAUGGCCUGUUCAUCAUCGGCUGGAUGUACCUGCCUCCUCAUGACCCCCAUGUUGGUGACCCCAUGCGAUUCAAGCCACUGUUUAGAAUCCACCUGAUGGAGAGGAAGUCAGCUACGGUGGAGUGUAUGUACGGCCACAAAGGGCCCCACAACGGCCACAUCCAGAUCGUGAAGAGAGAUGAGUUCUCCACCAAGUGCAACCAGACAGACCACCACAGGAUGUCCGGUGGGAGGCAGGAGGAGUUUCGGACAUGGCUGAGGGAGGAGUGGGGCCGCACGCUGGAAGACAUCUUCCACGAGCACAUGCAGGAGCUGAUUCUGAUGAAGUUCAUCUACACCAGUCAGUACGACAACUGCCUGACCUACCGCCGGAUCUACCUCCCACCCAGCCACCCCGAUGACCUCAUCAAGCCCGGCCUCUUUAAGGGCACCUAUGGCAGCCACGGCCUGGAAAUCGUGAUGCUCAGCUUCCACGGCUCACGGGCCAGGGGCACCAAGAUCACGGGCGACCCCAACAUCCCCGCGGGGCAGCAGACUGUGGAGAUUGACCUGCAUCGCCGCAUCCAGCUGCCCGAUGUGGAGAACCUCCGCAACUUCAAUGAACUCUCCAGGAUCGUCCUGGAGGUCCGCGAGCAGGUGCGGCAGGAGCAGCAGGAGGCCGGCGAGGACCCCGCCCCACCCCGGGAGCCUUCCGCGAAGGGCCCCGAGGGGCCGCCACCCGCUGCCGCCGCCGCCGCCGCCGCCGGGGACAGCAAAGAGGCUGGCAGCGGAGCUGAGGCAGCCGCCGCCGCCGCCGCCGAGCAGUCGGCCUCAACUGGGCAGGGGCAGCCGUUUGUGUUGCCCGUGGGCGUCAGCUCGAGGAAUGAAGACUAUCCCCGGACUUGCCGGCUAUGUUUCUACGGCACAGGCCUCAUCGCUGGCCAUGGCUUCACCAGUCCUGAGCGCACUCCUGGAGUCUUCGUCCUGUUUGAUGAGGACCGCUUUGGGUUUCUCUGGCUGGAACUGAAGUCCUUCAGCUUGUACAGCAGAGUUCAGGCCACCUUCCAGAAUGCCGAUGCACCGUCGCCACAGGCCUUUGAUGAGAUGCUCAGGAACAUCCAGUCUCUCACCUCCUGACCUCCACGUGGGCGGAGAGGCUGCCCUGGGGCCUGGGGUGGGGGAAGCAUGCACUUUGGAAAUGAACGCACACCUCCUCACGAGGGCCCCGUUGGCCCCGAGGCACUUCUUGUAUAGUGUGUAACAUACUCUUGUAUAGUUGAUCUGUCGGUAGCUGUGAGGGAGAGGAGUGAGCACCGUGGGGGAGUAAACAGUUGGCCAGGGGGAGUCUGACUAGCUGGUGGCUGGGGCACAGAGAGUCAAAUGGAUGCCUUCAGGUUCUCUGGAGAAAGUGAAUCUGUCUUUAGGGAAGGUUAUGACCCAGCCGCCAUGGAUCAUGGGAGGUGUUCCCUUUGGAUGACCUGGCAGUCACAGCUGGAAGGUGGCCUCAGUGGAGUUUGGAGUAUCGGGCCCAGGGACCCUGGAUGGGUUUCUAUUUCCUCACUAACUUGCUUAGACAAGGGCAUUCUACCAUGACCUGUUUUCCUGUUCUGGCUGAUAGGAGCCACCAAGGAGUGCCCCUGCUGCCUCCAUCCUGGCCCCCUGGUGUCCUCUGCGUCACACCUGCUCUAGCAUUAGAGCCAAGCUGCCAGGCCAGCCACUUGCUUGUCCCCAGCAGCCACACACCACUCCCUUGGUCUUCCACACACACGAUGGAGAGCUGGCCCUGUCUGUUUGUGGGGCCUGUCCUUGCUGCACACCACGUCCCUGUUGCUUUCACCUCAUGCUUGUGCAGGUGCCUCCCACAGCGUUGGUGUCAGCAGAGAGAGAGGGCCGCUUUCUAGACGGUCACACUUGUGUGUGGUAGUGCACUGGGAUCUUUGCUAAUUGAGGACUCAUCUGGUCAGAGACCCUGAGUGCUGGGCCAUGCUAAUGUUUGUAUGGGGAACCCUUUCUGAGGACAUUAGUGUCUCCCCCGGGGCAGAGACCAAGAGCUCAGACCUUUGGAACUCCCGCUAUCACUUCCAGUCCUCAGCAGACUUCUAGGCCGCCUCUCCCACCCUGGCGGCUCAACCCUGAGGGUGAGCCCUUGUACUUGGUGUUCAGAACUCAGCCUGUUGGUGAGAGACCUUAGGAAGGUGGCGGCCACACGAGGAUGGCCGUACCCUCCCUAACAAUGGCAGGCCUUUCCUGUCAGAAGGGCCUGCAGACUCGGGAGGUAGCGGGCAAAGGACCCUUGUGAACUGGCUUGGGGUACUGGCUUUUGCUGUGACAGCCUGCAGCGAGUUGCCGGGGCUGGGUUCUGGUCUCUGGCAUCUUUUGCAGGACGGAGUCCAGCCUUUUGUUACUUCCUUUGUUAGUCAUGAGUGUUCCUAUUGUGCCAAAUGAGGUAGGCUCUGGACGGUGGGGACUAUGACUAUGAAGACCGGACAGCUGGGCAUGCAGGUGGCUGCUCUUCUGGUCUCGCUGUGUUUGGAGAAAAUCAGGAAUACGUUUUACCCAGGCCCCGAGGCUUACUGUGGGGAUGCUGUAGUUUGGAAUUUUCUAAAGUGUCCCCAGGCACUUCCAGUUUAGUAAGGGCGGUCACACGUAUUAGCCAGUCACAUAUUGGCUUUCCUGAAUGCAUGCCCCAUUUGCUGCAGGUGAGGGUUGACAAGGGCUGGCAUCACUGUUGGAUGGAGGUGGAACAAACAGUGCUGCCCAGUGUAGGGAACAGCCAGGCCCAGGUACUCUACAGGAGGCAGAUAGAUGUCUUUGUCCCUUGCCACCCCCCCCCCCAAUGUGAGAACUGUUGGCUGGCCUUAUCAUUUUGCUCCUCAGGCUGCAGAGUCCAUGGAAGGUGGAGAGAAGGCCUCUUGUGGGUCUCCACACUUGGCCUGCUCUGCUGUGUGUGUGUGUGGUUGAGGUCAGGUGCAAGCCUCAGGAAGUUUUUCUAGUGGGGACAGUUCUUGUGUGUGAGGAUGUUGCUGAUGUCUGUUUAGGCCCUGAUGUGUUCAGGCCCUGAGGCAGUGGCAGGACAUUGGCUAUCAUUUCUCAGACUUUCAGCAUCUGAAGUCCGCCCUUGGGAGGCCAGUACCGGGAGUCCCAGACUCCUUGCUUUGGUCCUGACUCACCUUUGUCCCUCUGGCAUCCACUGCCUGGCUGUUUGUGGCAUGUGUUCAGACCCUGGGCCCCUCUGCUCUGGGCUGUCAGCUCCGCAGCAUCCCUGCGCCUCCUCUUGGGUCCUCCCUGUUCCCGCAUGUCUGCCGAUAGAGUGGGUGCUUGGCAGUUCCUGGCCAGAUGCUGGUCAGCCAGCCCUUCCUCACAUCAUGCGAUGAGCUCGGAGGCACUUGUUAGACUUGUUCCUUCACCAAGAACUCGGGAGCUGGGCACUGCUGGGGCUGGACAGCCGGGGCGCCUCCCCAGCUGCCGGCUUUCUAUCCCAGUCCUCCAGUGGCUCUGUCUGCUCGCCAAGCUUGCUGGGAACAACACCCGCGCAUUGUAUGUUCACUUUUUAGUACUUGUGGGCAUUAGUGGGGAGGAACCAUCCUCCUCGGCUGUCAGGAUUUUGUGAACCCCAGGACACCUAGUUUGGGCCUCUUCCUCAAGAGAGUGAUGCACGGGCGACAUCAAGCACCUGACCUGUAAUGUGAUGCUGGGCAGAGCGUCUGGGUCUGCUGAGCUCCUUCUGCCCCUGCCUUUCUGUCCUGAUUGGGCAGAGUGUCAACCUCCUCAGGUCAUCAUCACCCAUUUGCAGUUAUAGAUCGAGUCUGUGGUUCUGGGGAAGAGUGGGAUAGAUGUCUCCCAGGAGAAGCUACAGAUAGGAGGGCAUGGUUUAGAACUUGAGAAUGAGGCCCUGGCAUUCACAGCCCCUUGGCCCAUAUGGCUAACCUUCAAAGAGGGGUUUCGUGGUGGACACUGAGGCACCCACAGGACCGUUUUCUGUGGCUGGAUCUUUUGUGUUUGCAUGGAGACCAACAAAAAAAACACCAGAACGUGCUUUUUCAGCCCAAUUACUUGCGCUCACAAGCCUGUUUGGAAGAUGUGGUUUGUCUGGAAUGCCUCCGAGCUCUGGACAGAGAGUGGCUCUUAGAAGCCCUCUCGGGUCAGCUCAGCUUUGCCUAAGGAUCAGGGAAGGGCCCUGGAACAGUAGCUGCUGUGCGUCUGGGGCCUGACAUCACCUGUGACUCUGUCACCUAGGAUGUGUGGUUGUUUCUCCUUUCAGUAAACCUGUUUUUGAAGCCUU